Alligator sinensis (Chinese alligator) is the source of this 3884-nucleotide messenger RNA. It is a transcript of the gene FRMD7, whose product is annotated as FERM domain containing 7. The record is from RefSeq and is a predicted model, not a curated record. Gene Ontology annotation, molecular function: guanyl-nucleotide exchange factor activity; cytoskeletal protein binding. The transcript has 12 exons. Lineage: Eukaryota; Metazoa; Chordata; Crocodylia; Alligatoridae. The coding region runs from base 297 to 2111 and encodes 604 amino acids. Gene Ontology annotation, cellular component: cytoskeleton.
AAAACUCAGAGGAAACUUGCACAGAUGCUGCUUUGGAGAACUCUUUCAGCCCAGGUUGCAGAGCUGAGCCUUGGUAAACCUGUCUCUAUUACAGCACGUUGCCAUACAUCGAAGUGCGUAAGCAAAAGUCUUGUGGAAAAGGCUUGUUCAACCUGAGCUGUGGCCACCUCAACCUUGCCGAGAAGGAGUACUUUGGACUGGAGUUUCAAGGCCAGGCUGGGAAUAAUGUGUGGUUGGAGCUGCUCAAACCCGUAACAAAGCAAGUGAAAAAUCCUAAGGAGAUUCUUUUCAAAUUUAUGGUGAAAUUUUUCCCAGUGGACCCCGGCCACCUGCGAGAAGAGCUGACAAGAUACCUGUUCACCCUCCAGCUCAAGAAGGACCUGGCCGUGGGGCGGCUCCCCUGCAGCGAGAACAGCGCAGCCUUGCUGGUGUCGCACCUUCUGCAGUCGGAGCUGGGCGAUUUCCACGAGGUGGCGGACCAGCAGCACCUGGAGACACACAAGUACUUGCCCAACCAGGACAGUCUGGAGAACAAGAUCAUGCACUAUCACCGGAAACACGUGGGGAAGACGCCGGCCGAGUCCGACAUCCAGCUGCUGGACAUAGCCCGGAAGCUGGACUCCUACGGGAUCCGCCCUCACCCGGCCAGUGAUGGGGAAGGGACGCAGAUCAACCUGGCUGUCACGCACAUGGGGGUCCUGGUGCUGCGGGGCAACACCAAGAUCAACACCUUCAACUGGGCCAAAAUCCGGAAGCUGAGCUUCAAGCGGAAGCAUUUCCUCAUCAAGCUGCAUGCCAACGUCUCCGCACUGUGCAAGGACACGCUGGAGUUCAGCAUGGCCAGCCGGGACGCCUGCAAGGCCUUCUGGAAGACGUGCGUCGAGUACCAUGCCUUCUUCCGGCUCUCCGAGGAGCCCAAGUCCAAGCCCAAGGCGCUGCUGUGCAGCAAGGGCUCCAGCUUCCGCUACAGCGGCAGAACCCAGCGGCAGCUGCUGGAGAACGGGAGCAAAGGGAAACUACGGAGCCUGCCCUUUGAGAGGAAGCACUGCGCCGCCCGCUACAGCGAGAGGCAGUGCCGCUCCUCGCCGGACCUCCUCACCGACGUCUCCAAGCAGGCGGAGGACCUGCGCCUGGCCUAUGGCAGCAGCCGGGGCUGCUACCGGGCGGCCAACGGGGCACACGCCUCGGCGCCCACGCUGGACAGCCGGCGCCGCAACUCGGCGGUGGAGGUGACCUUCGCGGCCGAGCUGGAGCGCUCCCAGCCCGAGGCCGACCCUGCGCGGCUGCCCCACUCCUGCAGCAGCACGGCCUUCCCCUGGGUCUACGCCGAGCUGGAGCGCGAGCGCGACUGGGAGCUUGCCGAGGCCUUGGGCCCGAGGGGCCCCCUCACCUCCUUCCAGCCCAGCCACGGCAAGAGCACGUCCGUGGGCAACAUGCGUGAGGCAGCCGCCCGCCCGCUAACCUACACCGACGUGCCCUAUGCGGCCCCGGAGCCCGUGGCCCCGCAGGUCUUCUUCUACGUGGACAGGCCUCCAGCGCUGCCGCGACACAGCCCCAUGCCGGCUGCCACCGAAGAGGCCACGAAGACGUCCGCAAGGCCGUCCAAGCGAAGCCCGAGCCUGGCCAGGAUGUGGGAGCCUAUGCUGGACCCGCUGGCCCAACCAAGUGGCAGCAGCAUUAGCCCCGAGGAGGAGGAGGAGCGUGGUGCCCUGGGCGGCACCGACUACGGCAUCCAGGAGCAGUCGCCCAAGCGGUCGUGGAGCCAGUCGGACAUGAAAACCCUCCGCUUCCCCUACGGCUCAGAGUUUCGGCCGCUAGGCCCCUGCCCCGCGCUCACCAGCCGCAAGGCCACGGUGCCGCGGUACGUGCUGGCCCCGCCACCCCCGGCAGAGCAGUACGUGGGCAGCGGCACCGAGUCCAGCGACUCCGACCCGGACCUGCUGGCCACCGACUACGGGGUGCUGUACGGGCGGGUGACGCGAUCGCCCCUGGCCCGCGUGCGACUGUCCUCUGGCAGCCUCCAGCUGGAUGAGGAGGACGAGGAAGUGGCCGCGGCCACGGGCGGUGCCGAGAGCAGGACGGCACCUGGCACAUCCAGUUAUUACACCUAAGGGGCAGGUGGAGCACAGGGCAGGGGCUGGUGGGUUGUUGGUGUUGUGCAAGUGCAAGUAGCUGUAGAGGAUGUGGUACCGAGGGCCACGCAGAGCACCCACUCCUCGUGUCUCCCCCUCGUGCCCCGGUCACGGACUAGCUGCAGGGAGCCUGCAUGGUGGAGCUCCCCAUGCCCGUCCCAGUGCUGGUCAUGGUGGAAAGCAUCGAGAGGCGCAGGUGUGAUAGUUUCCUUCGGCUCCAGGAGCUGAGAGAUGAUGGCACUGACGAGAGCGGCAGAAGCUUGCGUUCAGAGGGGGACGCGUCGAGAAAGAGCUCGUCCCCAAGAAAGGCAGAGGUGCGUGGGGCUGCACAAGUGUCUGGGUUAAAGCCCUAGUACUACCCUGCAUCCCCCGCAAACCUGCCCGCUGCCUGGUCCUCGAGCAAUUCCCACCUUGGCAUCGCUCUGCUGGCUCCAGUUCCAAGAGGAGCUGAAUCCCAGCUCCGUCGGCCCCAGCCCUCUGCCUUCCACCAAACGGGAGCCUCCUGGCCUUGCUGGAAGGAAGAGAACAGCAGCACCCCCAUCCCACCCCACCUUCAGUCCUGUACCCUACCUCCUGCUCCUCAGCACUGCACCCUCGGCAAGGCAUUAUCCAGACCCCUUUGCUUCUAGGGUAGCAGCCACCGCCACGAGCCACAUGCACUCGGGCUUGGUCUCAGCUUCCUGGUGGCCCCGGGGCUGUGCGGAGCAGCAGGAAGGGCUCUGCUUCUGCCCCUUGCCAGGAGGGUGGGGAGAUGCAGGGUCAAGUCCCCUCUGAAGGAAGAGGGCCUGGAAGGGAGCCGAGGGCCCAAGCACAGCGGGGGGCGGACGGGGGCAUUCCCAGCAUCAUAAGCAGGCAGGGGCAGCUGCACAUAAACCCAAGGCCAUGGAUUUGCAUUGCCUCGCACCCUCCGGGUGUUUAUGUGAGGGCACAGGGGGGAGUAAACACCCACUGCGGACCAUGUCCCAUAGGUGCAUUUUGGAGACUGCUGCUUGCACGUCCCGUGGUCAAGGCACUUCAGGUGAGGACUUGCUGCCCAGCUCCGGCUACAGCAGACAACAAGGCUGGCGUCUCAGACCCUAGUGCACAAGCAGUGCUACCCUCCAAAAUGCCUUGAAAGAAAAGAGGCUCUUUGCUCCAUAGUCAUGCGACUUACGGGAGUAGGAAAGGUGGCUGUACCCAGCUGCACGCCCAUGCUUCCUUCCCUGUUUUCCUGGAUCAGACGGGAUGCACUGCCACAGGUUGAGAGAGGAGGAAGCAGCAUGUAUGCAAACAGCUGUGCAGAGCAGGUUGCUGUUUAGUUGACAUAAAAACACAAGUUCUCAAGCGUCUGAGCAGCGCCAACACUGGGCAGGCACAGGUGGAGGGACGAGGGAACACGCACAAAGGAAAGAGCUCUUAAGUCAUUGUACAAAUAUUGUCCCCAAAACCAAGUGACACCUUUUGGAGGGAGGGGGGAAGGGGCUGCAGAACCAAACCGAGAGGGGCCUCAAGCUGCUGGAUUCUGUACACACUGUGUGUGCACACACACACACACACACACGCCUGUUGGACUGGGCUGUAACAGUAAGCAUCUGGGACCACUUCGGUUUAGGGAAGGAGAGCCAGGCCACCCUCCUAGGGGUUGCUGGGAGCGCCCUCAAUUCAGAGAGGGACAACCUGGCUAACUGGGUAGCACCUUCCCUGGGUAUUUGUGGCGCUCUGUUCUUUGUGCUACUGCUCGAGAAGCUGGACAAUAAAUGCAUCACAGAAAGG